CAAUGUUUCUCUACUCGUAGUUUAGUCUAUUAUUUGAGUGAACUGCAUGCGGCGUUUUAAACAGUAACGUUUUUGUUUUAUUAUUGCCUUGUGAACAAAUUACACUCGAGGAGAAUUAGGUGAGAUGAACCUUACAGAAUGGGAUUCGAACCCUGGUCUGGGGGUUGAGUACAAACAUGAAGAGAACGAGAGGACAUGUAUGUUGUGUGCACCGAACAGUACAAGGGCAGGGCAUGUGCAGUACUUUCAACAGGUAGACAAUGUUGAAGAUACAGAGGCAACACACAUGUUCUGUGAAAUGGACGUCUUGUGCAAGAUACAAGAUUUCUUUGUGUGGAGGGAAACUGCCAGAUGGGUAAAGUACGAAGAGUUCGUUGAAGAAGGCGGCACACGGUGGUCGAAACCUCACGUUUCUUCACUGUCCAUACCAUUUCUGUCUGACCUGCGGAAAAGUCUGGCCACUUGCAUUUUAUUGCUGGAUUCAAAUGUUUCCAAUGUAAAAGAGCUCUCAGAUUUGAUUCUUGCGAGUUUGAUGUUCAAAAGAGACCUAGAUAACACCACAAGGGAACAAAUUCAUCAGGCAAUAAAUGCACAGCAUGUUUUCCAGCACCAGAAGUCUCACAAAUACCUGUCCGUUCACUCAACAGGUGAUCCCAGGUACAAGACCAUUUUUUCUGACCUGGGCAGAUCAUUUUGUGUCAGGUUUAAGUCAGACACUGUUGACAUAGAGACAACAGCACCAACCAAUCAGAGCACAGAACUGAAUGAAAGCUUUUUAAAGAAAAUUCCACCCAAUGCUAAAGCAGCAAGCAUCAUGGUUGGAGAAUUAGAUUGCCUCACCGAAGAUGUUGUAGCCUUUGUAAGACUUUGUGAGGACAAGAACAUAGGGGAGCUGACUGAGGUUCCCAUCCCUACCAGAUUUAUCUUUAUUCUGCUUGGGCCAACAGGAAGUCAAGCAAACAACUCUGAGAUAGGAAGGUCAAUGUCAACCAUGAUGGUGGAUAAGAAGUUCAGGAAAACUGCGCUUAAGGCUAAGAGUCGGCAAGAGAUUCUGCAAGGGUUUGAUCAGUUCCUGUACAGCCUAACAGCUCUGCCACCUGGUUUGUGGGACCCAAACAUCAGGAUUGACCCUCCCAACAACAAGGCUUCAAAGAUUGCCAGAAAAAUAUCAGAACAUAUCCAUAUGAAAGCUGAACAUGAAAGUCACAAUGAUCCAACCCUUCAGAGAACAGGCAGAUUGUUUGGUGGUCUUAUCGCUGAUGUUAAGAGAAAACGUCCAUGGUAUGCCAGUGAUUUUAAGGAUGCAUUCAGUAUCCAGUGUGUUGCAUCAACUCUUUACAUGUACCUGGCCACUCUCACACCCAACAUAACCUUUGGUGGCCUAUUAGGCAAAGCUACAGAUCAGUACAUGGGCACAAUGGAAUGUAUCCUGGCAGCCUGCAUUGUGGGUGUUCUGUUUGCCUUGUUUUCUGGACAGCCUCUGAACAUCUUAGGCAGCACUGCACCAAUGUUGAUUCUUGAUAUGAUCUUGUUCAACUUCUGCCAAGAUCAUGGUUUGGAUUACCUCCCUUUUCGUGCCUGGAUUGGAAUCUGGACAACAAUUUUGUUGAUAGCAAUUGUAGCCUUUGACCUUUCAGCCCUUGUGAGAUACAUUACAAGGUUUACUGAAGAGAGCUUUGCCUGUCUUAUUGCCCUCAUCUUUAUUGUUGAAGCUUUUACUAAAUUAUUUGGAAUUUUAAAUGAGGUGCCAGUCAACACCCACCCUGGUCAGUUCAUCAACUACACCUGUGGCUGCUACCCACCCAACAGCAGUCUAGUGGAGGUCAACAUAACAUGGCUACAUGAAUUAAUUCUCUACGAUGUCCAGAACCACAUCAGCAGUGUUCUACAGGAGUUUGAUCUAACAGACUCCUUAUACAGCUGGUCCAAUCAGUCUGAGGAUCUUACCCAGUUCAACACUUCCUCCAUCAACUGGAGUGGUCUAGGUGUGGACUACUGUCAGGACUUUGGUGGUGUUUUCAUCCAUGUGGGAUGUGAUGCAGUGCAUUACAUUGCUGAUGCUUUCUUCCUCUCUGUCCUGCUCUUUGCUGGCACUUUUCUUAUUGCGUACAAACUGGCAGACAUGAAAUCUGGCACAUUUUUUCCCACCUGGGUGCGUCAAACAAUCAGCGACUUUGCUGUUCCUAUAGCCAUUGUGUCCAUGGUUGGCGUUGAUGCAGGGCUAGGUAUACCAACACCCAAACUAGAAGUUCCUCCUCAUUUCAAACCAACCAGAGAUGACCGUGGCUGGUUCAUCAACCCAAUCAGUGACAAGAACCCAUUCUGGCUGAUCUUUGCCGCCAUCUUGCCUGCCCUGCUGGCUGUCAUCCUCAUCUUCAUGGACCAACAGAUCACAGCCGUCAUUGUCAACAGGAAGGAGAAUAAGCUGAAGAAAGGCUGUGGCUACCAUCUUGACCUGCUUGUUGUGGCUAUCUGUAUUGCCAUCUGCUCCCUGCUGGGGCUGCCCUGGUAUGUGGCUGCUACUGUGUCUGCUCUGGCCCAUGUCAUGAGCUUGAAGAAGGAAUCUGAGAGCUCGGUUCCAGGGGAGCGUCCAGAAUUUUUGGGUGUCAGAGAGCAGAGAGUUACCUCCCUUCUUGUUGCUGCACUAACUGGUGCAUCAGUGUUGUUCACAUCUAUUUUACAACUGAUCCCAAUGGCUGUUUUAUAUGGAGUCUUCCUUGUAAUGGGUGUGGCAGCACUUAAGGAUAUGCAGUUUGUCGACAGAUUGCUGUUGUUCUUUAAACCAGCCAAGUACCAGCCAGAUUACGUCUACUUACGCCACGUUCCCAUCAAGCGUGUCCACGUCUUCACUUUCAUCCAGAUCCUCUGUCUUGUUGUGUUGUGGGUUUUUAAAACCAUUGAUGAAAUUUCCAUAGCUUUCCCUCUGAUGGUUCUAGGCACAUGUUUUAUCCGCAAGGCCAUGGACUACAUCUUCACCCAGAGGGAGCUGAGAUGGCUGGAUGACCUGAUGCCUGAGGCCACCAAGAAGGCCAAGGAGGAUGAGCUGAAGAACAAGUUACAAGUUGGACAAGAGGACCCAGAUGAUGUUCUGUUAAAUGAUGAGAAUCUAGACAUCUUGUUGGAACUACAAGAAGAGAAACAAAAUGGCAGCAUUUUAACCCACAGGUCACAUGCCAGUUACCACAGGUUAAGUCAAAUGGACCUGAAUGAAGAGAAAAGUUUUGAAGAAGGAAUAGAUGACAUGUGUCUGUUAGAUGAAAACAACAUUUCUGUAACAACAUCAACUCCAUCAACUACAGAUCAAGUCCUUGUCUCAAUCCUAAAUGACGACAAGGCAUCCUAAUGUUGCUCGCCUACUUUUUUUUUUUUUUUUUUACUGUUUGGGUUAGUUUAACUUCUGCGGUGUAGCAUACACUCUUUUUUUUUUAAAA
Physella acuta is the source of this 3431-nucleotide messenger RNA. Its product is annotated as sodium-driven chloride bicarbonate exchanger. The record is from RefSeq and is a predicted model, not a curated record. Gene Ontology annotation, biological process: transmembrane transport; monoatomic anion transport; bicarbonate transport. NCBI's taxonomy places the organism in Eukaryota, Metazoa, Mollusca, Gastropoda, Physidae. Gene Ontology annotation, cellular component: plasma membrane. Gene Ontology annotation, molecular function: monoatomic anion transmembrane transporter activity; sodium:bicarbonate symporter activity; solute:inorganic anion antiporter activity.